GAAAGGACCGAAACUAUAUACGUUUAAGUGCACGUACGUGUAGCCGCCACAGUUGCAAGUCACACACUUACACAAGUUGUACAAGCGAUAACUGAAUUUCGAUCCUUUGCUUUUCAUUUUUCAAGAAAAAUAGAAUCAUCAUCUUCAUUACAAGCCCUUCACUUAUAUUCUCGAAAGGUAAUAAAAUCAUCCCUCUCAAACAUGUAUGUAUCUAAAAAAGCUGCUUUUGUAUCGAUGCUUUUUUCAGUUGUGCCGCCACAGUUAACAACGCCGCCAAGGGUGUUUGUUAAAAUGUCUGCAAGAGGGACUGAUGUUAAGAAUCAAGGAGUUCUAACAGCUGAUUCGUUAGUUAUUAAGCCUCCUGCUCAUCCUACUUAUGAUUUGAAAGCUGUUAUUAAGCUUGCGCUUGCUGAAGAUGCUGGAAAUAUAGGGGAUGUGACAUGUAUGGCCACCAUUCCAGCCGACAUGGAGGUUGAAGCCCAUUUCCUGGCAAAGGAGAAUGGAGUUGUUGCUGGCAUUGCACUUGCAGAAAUGAUAUUUAGCGAAGUUGAUCCUUCACUAAAGGUGGAAUGGUCAAAAAAGGACGGAGAUAAUGUUAGUAAGGGAUUGCAAUUUGGCAAAGUACAUGGAAGAGCUCACAAUAUUGUUGUUGCUGAAAGAGUUGUGCUAAAUUUUAUGCAGAGGAUGAGUGGAAUAGCUACGCUUACUAAGGCCAUGGCUGAUGCGGCAAAACCUGCAUGUAUACUAGAGACAAGGAAAACUGCUCCGGGUCUACGGCUGGUGGAUAAAUGGGCGGUACUAAUAGGAGGAGGAAAGAAUCAUCGAAUGGGUUUAUUUGAUAUGGUGAUGAUAAAAGACAAUCAUAUCUCUGUUGCUGGAGGUGUAGCAAAUUCUCUCAAGUCUGUAGAUCAGUAUUUGGAGCAAAAUAAUCUCCAAAUGGGUGUUGAGAUAGAAACGAGGACCCUUGAGGAGAUAGCUGAAGUGCUAAACUAUGCGUCCUUCACAAAGACUUCAUUGACUAGGAUAAUGUUGGAUAAUAUGGUUGUCCCAUUACCUGAUGGGGAUGUCGAUGUAACUAUGCUAGAAGCAGCCGUAAGACUGGUUGCUGGGAGGUUUGACACAGAGGCUUCUGGAAACGUGACCCUUGAAACUGUACACAAGAUUGGACAAACUGGCGUGACAUAUAUUUCCAGUGGUGCACUGACACAUUCUGUAAAAGCUCUCGACAUCUCCCUUAAGAUAGAUACAGAGCUUGCUCUCCAGGUUGGAAGGCGCACUAAUCGAGCAUAAACACCAUUCUCUUUCAGCGAUAUUAGUUUUAACUUGCAACUGCGCUAUGAUUAUACAUGAAUACAGUUGUCUGAUUUUCUGUAGAAUAAAAACAAAGUAUAUACAAGUUUUGCUAGUAAGCAUCCAGGAUAACUAGUCUCCUGAAUUGCAUCCAGAGGGUGAUGAGCAAACAGAUUUGGAAUAACAACAUUUUUGUAAUAGGAAAAUUUAAUACAGUAUGUUUUUGUUUUUAGGUUUCGUCUUGUCUAGUUGCUAUCCGUUAGGAUCCAAACCCUAGGAACAGCUGUUAGUACCCUGCCGUGUAAUAAUUGGGUUCCAUACAAAGCAGUAGAGUUUCCUGUUUUGC
Messenger RNA from Daucus carota subsp. sativus, 1636 nucleotides. Its product is annotated as quinolinate phosphoribosyltransferase [decarboxylating] 1a. Lineage: Eukaryota; Viridiplantae; Streptophyta; Magnoliopsida; Apiales; Apiaceae. Gene Ontology annotation, cellular component: cytoplasm. The transcript is spliced from 10 exons. Gene Ontology annotation, biological process: quinolinate catabolic process; NAD+ biosynthetic process. The record is from RefSeq and is a predicted model, not a curated record. The coding region runs from base 202 to 1290 and encodes 362 amino acids. Gene Ontology annotation, molecular function: nicotinate-nucleotide diphosphorylase (carboxylating) activity.